UGAGAGAGAAACAGUUCCUGCUUGUUGGUUGGUUGGUUUAUUGUACAUCACUACCAUAUAAUCAGCAUGGCCGCGGUGGCGCUAACAAUUCUGUUGGUGAUAUUCCUUGGUUUACUGGUAAGAAUUGCUUACGACACUCUCUCAUGUUACUGGUUAACACCGAGACGCAUCAAGAAGAUCAUGGAGAAGCAAGGAGUGCGUGGCCCGAAACCCCGGUUUCUGAUCGGAAACAUCCUCGACAUGGCCUCCCUUGUCUCCAAGUCCACUUCUCAAGACAUGCAUACCAUCGAUCAUGACAUUGUUGGCCGCUUGUUGCCCCAUUAUCUUGCCUGGUCUAAAAUAUAUGGGAAACGAUUCAUAUAUUGGAAUGGAAUUGAGCCCCGGAUGUGUUUGACGGAGACUGAAUUGAUCAAGGAGCUUCUGUCCAAGUACAGCACCAUAUCUGGAAAAUCAUGGCUGCAACAACAAGGCUCUAAGCAUUUUAUUGGCCGGGGGUUACUAAUGGCUAACGGUGACGACUGGUAUCACCAGCGUCACAUCGUUGCACCCGCAUUCAUGGGAGAUAAACUCAAGAGCUAUGCGGGAUACAUGGUGGAAUGCACUAAGAAGAUGCUCCAUUCACUACAAACUGAGAUGGAUUCCGGGCAAGGUGAGUUCGAGAUAAGCGAGUACAUGACAAGACUCACCGCCGACAUAAUUUCCCGGACGGAGUUCGACAGCAGCUAUGAGAAGGGAAAACAGAUUUUCCGGCUACUCACCCUUUUGCAGAAACAAUGCGCCCAAGCAAGCAAGCACCUUUGCGUUCCCGGAAGCCGGUUUUUCCCAAGUAAAUAUAAUAGGGAAAUAAAAUCUCUAAAGAUGGAGGUGGAGAGGCUAUUGAUGGAAAUUAUACAGAGCCGGAAAGAUUGCGUGGAGAUUGGUCGGAACAACUCUUAUGGGAAUGAUUUGCUAGGGAUGUUGCUAAAUGAGAUGCAGAAAAAGAGAGGGAAUGGAUUUAGCUUUAAUUUGCAGCUAAUCAUGGAUGAAUGCAAGACAUUCUUCUUUGCAGGACAUGAAACCACUGCCCUCUUGCUCACUUGGACAGUCAUGUUAUUAGCCAGCAACCCAUCUUGGCAAGAAAAGGUUCGAGCUGAAGUGAAGCAAGUGUGCAAUGGUGAAACUCCCUCUGUUGAUCAUCUAUCCAAACUCGCCAUGUUAAAUAUGGUAAUAAAUGAAUCACUGAGGCUGUACCCACCAGCAACUGUUCUGCCUCGAAUGGCUUUCGAAGACAUCAAACUUGGUGACCUUCACAUUCCAAAGGGGCUAUCAGUAUGGAUUCCAGUCCUUGCCAUUCACCACAGUAAAGAAUUAUGGGGUAAAGAUGCAAAUGAGUUUGACCCUGAGAGGUUUGCUUCCAAGUCAUUCACACCAGGAAGGUUCAUUCCUUUUGCUGCCGGUCCUCGAAAUUGCAUUGGUCAAUCUUUUGCCAUUAUGGAAGCUAAGAUCAUAUUAGCGAUGUUAAUCUCACGGUUUAGCUUCACGAUUUCGCCAAGUUAUCGCCAUGCUCCCGUUAUUGUGCUCACCAUAAAGCCUAAGUAUGGGGUUCAAGUAUGCUUGAAACCUAUUGAUCCUGGAAAUUAAUUGUAUACACACAUUAAAUUUUUGAGUUAGUGAUGUGAGAGAGAGCAUGAGAGUUUGUUUAAGGAAGUAUGGAAGAAUGUGGUAAAUGUAAUUUUUGUUGUCUUACAGUUAUACAUAGCGAAGACAUGGGGGUUGAAAUUACACAUGCUUGUGCCAAAGAAAUCGAUCUCGAUCAAUAAGAAUGAA
Messenger RNA from Rosa chinensis, 1806 nucleotides. RefSeq names its product cytokinin hydroxylase. NCBI's taxonomy places the organism in Eukaryota, Viridiplantae, Streptophyta, Magnoliopsida, Rosales, Rosaceae. The record is from RefSeq and is a predicted model, not a curated record. Bases 67 to 1620 code for a protein of 517 amino acids. Gene Ontology annotation, molecular function: heme binding; monooxygenase activity; oxidoreductase activity, acting on paired donors, with incorporation or reduction of molecular oxygen. The transcript is spliced from 5 exons.